UCAUUGCUCAGAGAGUCAAAAUUCUUCAUCUCCAUCCCUAUAUACUCAGAAAAUCGAAUCUACGCUUCUCAAUUCACUGCAAUUCUUACAGAAGAAUCAAAUUGAAGUUGUAGAAAACCAUGGAUUUCGCAAAUAUGGAUCGGCGGCAGCUGACGUUAGCCGGUGCCGGAUUCUCGGUGAUGCUGACUCUGCACUACAGUUUCCAGCUGGUUUCGCAGCACCUCUUCUACUGGAAGAAUCCCAAGGAGCAGCGAUCCAUACUCAUCAUCCUCCUCCUCCCGCCGGUUUACGCUGUUACCUCAUUUUUCGGAUUCAUCGAUCGCCGCGGCAGCAAGCAGUUUUUCAUGCUCCUGGACUCUGUUAAAGACUGCUACGGUGCUUUGGCAAUUGCGACGUUUUUGAGUUUGAUCUAUAGCUAUUCGAAUCUCUCGUUGAGCGGAGAUGCUGUGCCUGAUGAGAUGAAGGGGAGGGAGAUUCGCCUUCCGUUUCCGAUGAAUCUUCUCCCGCCUGGAACGACUCGUUUGAAUCAGGAGACGUUGAGGCGUCUGAAGAGCUGGAUAUGGCAAUUUGUGAUCAUCCGUCCGGUUUGUUCUGUUCUGAUGAUGGCAUUGCAGUUCAUUGGGGUGUAUCCCAGUUGGCUCGGUUGGGGAUUCACCGUUGUUCUGAAUAUAUCGAUUCUUUUUGCCAUGUAUUCGUUGCUCGUCUUCUAUUACGCCUUUGCCAAAGAAUUGGAACCACACGAGCCACUCUCGAAGUUCAUCUGCAUCAAGGGGGUUGUUUUCUUCGGUUUUUGGCAGGGAGUGUUACUACACAUCUUGGUCGCGAUGGGCGUUCUCCAAUCUCAUCAUUUCUGGUUAGAGACAGAGAAUGUUGGCGAAGCAUAUCAGAAGGUUUUAGUAUGUGUCGAGAUGAUGUUCAUUGCAGUACUCCAUCAAUAUGCCUACCAUGCUGCACCUUACAGUGGAGAUGUAGAAGCAAAACUGAAGUUGCAGAAAAAGCAUGAAUGAUUGUGGAUAGAAGCUGCAAUGGAGUACAAUUUUUUAUGACAUGAUCCUUCUUGCAGUUUUUGGAGGUUCUGAAACUGAUGUAUGUCUCUUUUGUACAGUUUGAGCUUUGUUUUGUUGAAAUCAAUAUGGCGUAUGUUUCUGGUCUCAA
Molecule: messenger RNA, 1155 nt
Organism: Salvia hispanica
Lineage: Eukaryota; Viridiplantae; Streptophyta; Magnoliopsida; Lamiales; Lamiaceae
Source: RefSeq, a predicted model, not a curated record